AAAGAAAAAAAAGGAAUGGUGCACUCGGCUUCCUUCCUCAACAGUGCAAGCCAGUACUACUGAUUAGUUAGCCGGCUAUCGGACCACGAUAUACCUUCUAAGUUCCCAGUUUGAUAAAUUAAGAUCAGCCAACAAACGCAGAUUCAUGGACCACCAACACCAUCAUCAAGGAAUGCAUUUUCUGGGUUCACUGGUGCAGACGCCGGCUUUGUCAUCUAUCUCACCAAAUAAUGAAAUACUAGCAUCAAGUGGUUAUCGUCUCAACAUUGGUGAUGCUUGUAGCAGCAGGGAAAAUGGAUUUCCAGGGCUGAAGGCGCAAAUCAAGGGCCCAACGGCACAAGUCAAAGACAUAUUUGAAAGUAGAACAACUACUGUAGCAGCUGCAGCAAAUGAAGUAAAAUCCGGUACUGGGAGUAAAAGAAAGGGCGAUCAGAAGAAAACUAGGAAGCCCAGAUUCGCUUUCCAGACUAGAAGCCAGGUUGAUAUACUUGACGACGGGUAUCGGUGGAGAAAGUAUGGUCAAAAGGGAGUUAAGAACAACAAGUUUCCAAGAAGCUAUUACCGAUGUACGCAUCCUGGGUGCAAUGUGAAGAAGCAAGUGCAACGACUGUCCGUAGACGAAGGCAUUGUGGUAACUACUUACGAAGGAAUGCACAUUCAUCCUACAGAAAAAAACAAUGACAAUUUUGAACAAAUUCUCAACCAGAUGCAUAUUUAUCCUCCCCUCUUGAUGUGAAGCUCAUAAUUAGUAUAAUGAGUUACUCAAUUCCUUUUCUCUAAGAAUUUGUAGCUUCAUUGUAGCUAGGUGGGGAGCUAUACUGUGUAUGCAUAUUACUUGUAUUUGUAGCUUUAAAGCAUAGCUUGCUAGAACUAGAAACUAUACAUGGAGUUCAGUAGAUGCAUGGGUGAUGUAGCAAAAUCUGCACUGAAUUUGUUUAAAAAUAAUAGAUUUCGGGAUUUAGCAUUAAAUCUUUAUUUCUUUUC
Messenger RNA from Coffea arabica (coffee), 984 nucleotides. Its product is annotated as WRKY transcription factor 28. The record is from RefSeq and is a predicted model, not a curated record. Gene Ontology annotation, molecular function: DNA-binding transcription factor activity; sequence-specific DNA binding. NCBI's taxonomy places the organism in Eukaryota, Viridiplantae, Streptophyta, Magnoliopsida, Gentianales, Rubiaceae. Gene Ontology annotation, biological process: regulation of DNA-templated transcription.